Fraxinus pennsylvanica is the source of this 1005-nucleotide messenger RNA. The record is from the annotation of a GenBank genome assembly. NCBI's taxonomy places the organism in Eukaryota, Viridiplantae, Streptophyta, Magnoliopsida, Lamiales, Oleaceae.
AUGCAGGGAGACCACAAUUCCGAAGGUGGGAAUAAUGUAUUGGAUUCAUUUUUUUCACCUGGUUUUAAUAAAGAGCAAGAGAUGUCGGCAAUGGUGGCAGCUUUGACUCACGUGGUGGCGGGUGAUGUGAAUGAAGAGGUGGUGGCGGAGGCAGGCGGCGGAAGUGGUGGUGGUGGCAGCACUGCGGCUGCUAGUUCUACAUCUGCAUGGGCGUGGAGUGUUGGAGAUAAGAGGGGACGUGAAGAGCAAAUGAAUGAGAAGUUUUCUGAACCAGUCCCAACAGUUUGCAGUGAAUACAGUAAUUUUUCUAUCGGAAGUUCCAGUAUAGGGUCAGCUGCAGAAGGAUCUAUGAUUCAGACAAGUGCAGUAUAUACCUACAUUCCCACGCAUGACAACAACAUAGAAUACCACGAAGGAAUCCCAAGAAGAAAAUACAGAGGAGUGAGAAUGAGGCCAUGGGGGAAAUGGGCUGCUGAAAUAAGAAAUCCAUAUAAAGCUACAAGAGUUUGGUUAGGCACAUUUGACACUGCAGAGGAUGCUGCUAGAGCUUAUGAUGAGGCUGCUUUAAGGUUCAGAGGCAACAAGGCCAAACUAAAUUUCCCAGAAAAUGUCAGGUUAUUGCCAUCUUCUUCGUCCACCUCCGUGUCCCGGUCGAGCGUUUUGUUUCCUCCGAAUACACUUUUUUCAAUUUCAACUUCAUCCGAACCCAUUGUUCAUACUCGAGCUCAAAGUAUUAUUAUUCCCAAGAGACACGAGUUCAUGAACCUUGAUGAUAUUCAAAGACAGCCCACGAGUUCGUUGGAUCAGUUGUUUCAAUCAUCGACAUGUUCGACUUUUCAAUCUUCAUCUCCGUCUUUGUAUGAUCGCACUAUUUUUCCAUCGACGACCUCUUCUCCGCUGUUUUUUCCAGCUCAGCCAAGGGAUAAUCUCAUAGCAGCAAACAGUCCAAGUAGUGAGGCUGAUUUUUCUUGGGGGGAUUCAAGUCAUCAGACUUCUUCAGGAUAA